Molecule: messenger RNA, 2310 nt
Organism: Cololabis saira (Pacific saury)
Lineage: Eukaryota; Metazoa; Chordata; Actinopteri; Beloniformes; Belonidae
Gene: kbtbd4
Product: kelch repeat and BTB (POZ) domain containing 4
Exons: 5
Coding region: 73-1644 (523 amino acids)
Molecular function (GO): protein binding
Source: RefSeq, a predicted model, not a curated record
UCAUGUACUUCCGGUUAACAGUUCGGCUGCUCUGAAUGUUGAAGUGGGAAUAAUAAAGAGCAAAAAGCAAAGAUGGAGUGCAACGAGGAGGGCGGCCUCAGUGGAGGAGGCUCUGUGGGAGAGGAGAACUACUUUCUGGGAUACACGUUUACAGACCGCUCUCACUCGAGUCGUGUGGUGAAGAGCAUCAUGGACUUGUGCCUGGAGGACGGCCUGUUUGCUGAUGUCACCGUCACUGUAGAUGGCAAAGAGUUUCACCUGCAUCGGCUGGUGCUCUCUGCUCAGAGCAGUUUCUUCCGCUCGAUGUUCACCUCCAACCUCAAAGAGUCCCACAACCGCAUUAUUGAGCUGAAGGACGUCGGCGCCCCCGUCUUUCAGCUGCUGGUUGAUUACAUCUACCAUGGCACGAUUAAGCUGAGAGUGGAGGAUCUGCAGGACACCUAUGAGAUGGCAGACAUGUACCAGCUGACUGCUCUGUUUGAGGAAUGCUCCCGCUUCCUUUCACGGACAGUGGAGGUCAAGAACUGCCUACAGGUUAUGUGGCUUGCAGACAGGCAUAGUGACCAGGAGCUGUAUACUGCAGCUAAGCAAUGCGCUAAAAUCCACCUGGCUCAGCUGCCUCAGACUGAAGAGUUUCUCAAUCUGCCUCUCUGUCUGCUCUUGGACAUUAUUAAAGAUGGAGUGCCAAGCUCUCAGAAUCCAACAGUGGCCAUCGAGUCAUGGAUAAACCACAACAAGGUCGAGAGAGAGGAAUUCGCUUGCAUCCUCCAAGAGAAUCUUAAGGAGAUCGGUGAGAAUGUCCACAUAUACCUGAUUGGUAAAGAGGAGACGAGGACUCACUCUCUCGCUGUGUCACUUCACUGCGACGAGGAUGAUGUGAUAAGCGUGAGCGGCCAGAACAGUUUAUGCCACCAGAUCACUGCAGCUUGUAAACACGGCGGAGACCUGUAUGUGGUGGGGGGGUCCAUCCCACGCCGCAUGUGGAAGUGCAACAUGCACACUAUGGACUGGGAGCGCUGUGCACCCCUGCCCAGGGACCGCCUCCACCACACCAUGGUCUCCGUCUCAAGUGAGGACGCCAUCUACUCUCUAGGAGGGAAGACGCUGCAGGACACGCUGUCCAACGCCGUCAUCUAUUACACAGUGAAGGACAACAUGUGGACAGAGACCAGUCAGCUGGACACUGCCGUGUCCGGAGCCGCUGGCGUCAACCUGGGAGGCACCAUCUACCUGCUCGGAGGAGAGGAAAAUGACAUGGACUUUUUCACCAAGCCAUCCCGUGUCAUUCAGUGCUUCGACACCUCCUCCCAAAAGUGCCAGAUCAAACCCUACAUGCUGCCGUUUGCAGGCUGCAUGCACGCCGCCGUCCACAUGGAUGUGAUCUUCAUUGUAGCGGAAGGAGACUCACUGGUGUGCUACAAUCCUCUGUUGGAGAGUUUCACGCGCCUGCGCUUCCCGGAGGCUUGGAGCUGCGUCCCGUCGCUGUGGAAGGUGGCCAGCUGUAACGGCUGCAUAUAUGUUUUCAGAGACAAGUGUAAGAAAGGAGACGCUAAUACAUUAAAGUUCAACCCGGCCACGUCUGUCGUCUCUGUUAUCAGAGGUAUAAAAAUCCUCCUCACUAACUGGCAGUUUGUCUUAGCCUGAACUGCCCUCUGUAUGUUCACGCGUUUCCUGCUGUGAAUCAAGGAAGAGUCUUGGAAUAUUUAGCAUCCAUGCUCCAACGUCCUCUAAGGAGAUCUUUCCUGAUGUCUUCCCUCAGCAGUCUUACUCAUUCCAGCCUAUUUAUGACAGCUCAGCCUCGUGUUUCACCUGCUUCUUGUCUCAGUGUGUCAUUGUGAAUCUCUUAGCUGAGAAGAACCUUUGCAGUGAUUUUUGUGACCAGUAAAAUUAAAACGAUUGUUUCCUUUUUUAUAUGCAUGAAAAACACAACACUCCCUUCAGUAUAUUGCAGUAUCAUUCUGUUGAAUGAAAAUCCUUAGAUGUCAAAUUACAGAUCUAUGUGCAAAAACAUACCACAGGAUGUUUUAUAACGUUUCAAUUUUUUUACAGUUAUUUUGCUUUAAGUUGUAUUUUCAUGUACAGUGUAAUUGUUCAAGUUGAACCGUCAUGAGAAAUGUUAAAUACACAAGUGUAGCUAAAAGCUGUCACUGUUUGUAUUGUCUUGACUCAACAGCCUUUGACACUUUUAGUAACUUCACUGAAAUUAUGGUGUUUUGUUUUUUAACAGAAACUGAACAUCGUUUAUUGUUGAAGUUACACAGGAACCUCAUCUAAAAAUGUCACUGUAUGAAUUCUGAAAACAUUCCCUCG